AUGGUGGCCAAGGAGCGACUGGGUUCUAAAUUUAAAUCUUUAAUUUCCUCGGAACAGAGGAGAGAGGAGGAGCGAGAGAUAGAGAUCGAGGAAUCUCAGAUUCAGAUACCCUUUCGAUUUGUUUUCUUGGCGAUGGAUGAUUGUGAAAAGAGAAAUCAGGAGACGGAGAGGUUUCACCUUUUUGACCUUUCAUCAGAGGAUGAUUGCCUGAUGGCUUCUCCUUCGGGAAGGACACUGAAUCUGCGAACUUCCAGGUCCACAGAAAAUCAGAAGGAGAUUGAUGGCUUUGGGCUGUCUGAUGCUAGAAAUGCCCAGGAUGGGGACAAAACAGCUGAUUUGAUUAGGCAAAAGGAACUGAUACCUGCAUUAUCUGAAUCCACAGAACCUGAAAGAACAAGAAACGUUAGCAACUGUAAUUUGCGCAAAAGUUUAGCCUGGGAUAGUGCUUUCUUCACUAGUGCUGGUGUUCUCGAUCCUGAAGAGUUGUCUUUCAUAACUAAAGGAUUCAGUAAAGCAGAAGCACCCUUAUUACCUGCAAUUCAAGAAGAUCUACGGAGAUCUGCUGAGUCCAACUCUACAUUUGAUAGUGAUUCUUUGACAUUGGAAAGCAUUGAGAUUGAUUUGUUUGAAGAUAUAAGAGCUUCAAUUCAGAAGUCCGGUAAAUCUUCCAAUGUUUCAUCUUCUAGGAGCAACAAAGGACCAGUAGAACGAGGAACCCAAAGUCUUCGGUCUUCUAAGAGGAUCGAACUUCCUUCUCAAAAUAUGUCGAAGCCUGUAGCUGCUUCCAAGAGGCAAAGCAUUGGCAUGCAAAACUUGGAGAAAACCACAAAGAAGGCCUCUCAACGUUCACAUGUUGUACAGCUUGCUUCUAGAAGUGGGGAGCAGAAUUCAUCUCUCAAGCCACCCAAGAUACUAGGCAGGGCUGUUCCCCUCUCAGCUGCUCCAAUGAAAAGGACUUCUUUGGGUGCUAGCCGUAUCAAAGUAGAACAUAACACCACAAAAGCUGUGUCUGGUAAGGGAGACCCUGUUGUGCGGUCCAAGAAACCUGGUUUGGGUGAUUCUGGCAGUUUUACCCCUAGGUCUUCACCUUCCUCAAAAUCUUCCUCUUCGGGUUCUUCUCCUUCUUUUUCCUCGGUCAACAGAUCUGGAGGCAUUUCAUCUGACUGUAGGGGUAAAUCUCCUGCAAACUGCUCGAGAAACAAGACCAGUUCCAAAACUGUUAAUCCAGCUUCCUCUGGUUCAACUCAUGUGGACCCAGUGAGAAUCUCAUCAAGAACUAAAAUUGAUUCUGGCAAUUCUCAUCUCUCUGCAUACUUAGUGUCUAUGUCCAAGAAUUAUUCAAGCCUAUCACCAGCUAGCUCUAUCGAUGGCUGGUCUUCAGAAUCAUCUUCAUCUACUUCUGUCAACCAAAGGUCUAAUAAUUCGAAAACUAGUAGUUCACCUCGCAGUGGGUUUUCCAUAGACAAUGAUGCUCCUCAAUCAUUGGAUCUGCAGACUCAUCCACAUAAUCAGGCCAGUUUUAGUUAUGGAAGCAAUGGAAUGGAGUUGCCGAGUCAAUGUGACGUGAAAUCAUCUGUUGGCACUGGUGCACUUUCUCAUUUAGCUGCUACAAAUGUUUCUAGGAGCAUUAAACCUUCAGGUCUUCGAAUGCCAUCACCAAAGAUUGGAUUUUUUGAUGCGGAGAAAACUGCACUGCGCUCUCCCAGGGGAGGUUUGCAAGGAGCACGAAAUUGUUCACCUAAAGAUGGACCUGUUAUCAGUUGCCUGAAUCGGGGUGCCAUUAAAACCAAACCUGGUAGGACCCUACUUGCAAGAACUGUAACAGGAACUGGGAAGAUGAAAUCUGAAUCUGUGCACACUGGAGCAAUGUGUCCUACAUCAAGUUUAAAGCUUAAUUUUGAAGAACUCUAUGAACAAGCAAAUGCUUCACCAGAGGUACCUUACUCAACAAAGAAAGUAGAAAACUUGCAUUAUAAACUCUCAGAGGUUCAUAAAUCUCCAAGAAGUGCCACAUAUGACCACGUAAAGACUUGUGGUACUGGUUCUGUUCCAAAUUCAGAAGUGAAUGGUGGUCUAGAUGCAUUAAAGAAUAGUAUAGUGGCAGAAAGUGCGGUUCAGGUCUCUUUAAAAGAAGAUGGGUCUUGUAUUUCCAUUGGAAAGGAGAACUUUUUCAGGAUUGAAGAUCAGGCUGAUAGUCUUAGCAAAACUUUUGGAUUUAUAGAUAUCUCAACACGGAUGGGCUGAAUGUGAUUAUGGAGAAGAAGUCCUCUCUGUCAGUUUGAUAUCAACAAUCCAGAUUUUAGUUUUACCCUCAGGGAACUUCCUAGCUCAAGGAAUCCUUUCACUCUGUAGAACUCCUGCAGUAGCAGUUAUCUGUGUUCAUAUGCAGCAGAACAUUCAGCCAUGCUGGUGGUGGUUGAGAAGGCAUGCUGAAAGAGAACAACUGAAUUAAUAUUUGUUCAUUAACUUGCAACUAGUUGGUAUUCGUGGUGGCUUUUGAACUUGGAUGUUCGUAGUAGCUGCUGUAUUCGCAAACCCCAGUGACAAUCUUGAAUAUAAAUUUAUGGAAUGUCUGAUUCAAAACUA
Molecule: messenger RNA, 2586 nt
Organism: Macadamia integrifolia
Lineage: Eukaryota; Viridiplantae; Streptophyta; Magnoliopsida; Proteales; Proteaceae
Exons: 9
Coding region: 1-2244 (747 amino acids)
Molecular function (GO): microtubule binding
Source: RefSeq, a predicted model, not a curated record